CGGGUGAGUCCUAGCGGGCGCCAUUUUGUGUGGUUCGGGGAAAAAGCCUACCGGAGAGACGGAGGCAGCCCAAGAGCUGCUAGUGCCGCCGGUCGGCGGGGAAGGAGCGGGAGGGGGUGAGUAACGGCCCACAGGGCGGCUGCCGUUGAAAAGACGCUCGACGCCGCCGAAGGACUGGGGCGCCUUUCCCUUCGCCGUCAGGGGGCGCGCCAGGGCUCGGCGCUGUUGUCCCAGCAGCCGGGGCGGUUGAGAAGGUGGGGGCGGGGAGGGGUCUGCCCUCUGGGCCCAUGUGAAGAAGCGUGGAGGGAUUCGCCCUUCUCGAUUCUCCCACAGUGGUUGACUCGCAGCGGGCGCUUAUUUACUGCACGUAACCCUUUUUCUCGAGGUUCUCUUUCCCCCACCCCUCACGUACCCACCCCCUUUUGCGCAUGCGCCGUUGUCCUAGCUGUGGUACUGAACGGGCGGGUUGAGAUUAAAACCCGUUACGAAUCCAUAAUGCGCAUGCGCCGGUGCGCUCCCGGUUGAUCGGAAUGAAAUAUAUGGGGUUUGACGUUUGGGGCCGGUGGUGGUUUUGUUGCUCGUGGUGCCUGGAGGGAAGGGAUGGAGUCAAAAACGCUCGAUAGGCGUUUUUAUGAUAUAGGAUUACUGGCUGAUAGUUGCCCUAAUGGGGAUAGAUGCUUUUUAAGCUAAGUGGGUUUUCCCCUCGUGUAAAGCAAUUCAUACUUCGCUACAUAAUCGUCUGGCCCAAAAAUGUUUGUCAAAUUCUUGCAGUUAUUCAUUUGAACUGUGAUAAUGUUUUUCAACAGUACCGUGCACAUGUUUACUUGGCAGUAAGCAUUGUUCAGUUUAGUGAGGCCUAGCCGCAAGCAUUGAGGCUCAGGAAGGCAGCUCUAACCUCACGGAUCUUGCACAGAUCGGCAGAGGGGGAGCCCCCUUGGUGUUUCCUUAGCCCCCAGAUGCUCAAGAGGAGCAGUGGCAGAACAUAUUUUCUGUGGCAACCCUGAAGUUGUGUUAUCUUCUCAUUAUUCUGGCAUCCUCAUUAUACAGCUUCUGGCAAAUGCUGAAAACGCACCUAUUUACCCUGGAUUUUGAUACAUGAGAUUUUUUAACUGAUUGUUUUCAGGAUGUUUUGGCUUUUUGUUUUUAAGUUGUGUAUCUUAUUUGCCUGCCUGGGUCCCUUGGGGAGUAAGCACAAUAAAUAAUCAGUGCCGGGAUGGGAGACAGUCUGGGAACUUUCUGUAUAAUGAUUUGGGUUCCAUGAUGGAAGAAAGUUGAACUAUAAAUGAAAUAAAUAAAAGAUUAUCAUGGUUAGGAUUACCGGUAAUUUGCAGCCUUUCACAUUUUUGCUAUGAAAGCAUGUGUGCUAACUGAAACACUCUACUUCAUUUUGCUUCACAGCAGUAAAAUCUGUGAUUGUGUACACAAAAAAUUGGGGUGGGAACUAACUAACUUAUAUACAGAUUAUUUCAGCAGUUCAAGUGGUUUUACAUGCACUAUCUAAGUAAUCCUAAUAAAGAUUCUGUAAUGUAGGAGAGUAUUCUGACAUUGUAGAUGGGAAGAGGAGGAAAGAGAGAGUAGCAAUUUUGCUGAAUGCUACCAGCUGAGUUAAUGGCUUUGAGAUUUUAAACAGGGAAUUCACAGUUGACAGUUCUUAGUCCCCACUGUAUACCAACUCUGGAUGGCCUGAGUGUAAAUAUUUCAUGGAAAAGAAGCUUCAGUAUGCAUGAAACCAGUUACAUUAUUGAUGGAAAUGCAUGUAGAAUGCAGUGUUCAGGAAUAUGUACAAAAGGACUUAUCUUGUCCAUGCUAACAUAUAGUGUUCAAAUCAUACAGCUAUUUUGAUAACUUAAUUCUAACGUAGUCUGCUCAGAAGUAGGUCUUAUUGUAUUCAAUAAGACUUCUAGAUAAGUGGGGUUAUGGUGGGAAACUAAGGUACUAAAACAUACUUAUCAACUUCAUACACUUCUCAACAUACACUGAAAACUGAAAUACUCUGAUAGUCAAAAAUUCACUGUUGGGUAAUCUAUGUUGAUAACAUCCAGAUGUCUCUCUGUACCAGCCAUUGUCUAAAUAAUUAUUUUUGUUUUAAGUCCCACCUCUUUCGAAAGGUUUGGGAUGAAUAAUAGCAGCUCAAGAAAAUAAAGUAAAAACAGACUACCUAGUUAAAAUAUUUAGAAAUUAAAAUUACCACAUGGGUGUCAAAACUUUGGCUGUCAAAACUCCAGACAGGAAGGCUUUGCUGCACUUCUGGAAAUCAUUGAAGCUUGAACUUCAGUGAAUAACUUCACACACCUAAUGCGUGAAACAUCUGCACCCAAGUUUACUUUUCAGCAAAAUCAUACAUCAGCCUUGGCCACAUUUUUGCCAAUUGCAGUUUAUUUUUGGGAGCUGACUUAGUUAUACUGUGAUGGGUGUUCUGGGAAUGCUCUUAAUGGCUUCUCAGCAACAUUUUGCUUGUUGGAAUUUUCAAUGUGCUUAAUAGAGGACAAAAUAGACAUAUACAAGGCAUAUGAUAUUAGUUAAAGAAAUAUAAAUAUAAAAUAUAAAGGACCAGUUUGGCUUUAAAAGUAAAAUAUAUCUGUUAAAUGCCUGAAAUUGAGGAAGGUAUCUUGUUGCAUAUGAUCCUGUGUAGUCAAACUGGUGUCUGAGAAUUAGGGGAAAUAGUGUUUUCCAUUAAAUAGAUUUUAGUUCAGGUCAAAUCUGUUCUACGGUUUUCCAGGAUAGUUUAUAAAAGAUUAAAAUUAAAAACAUUAAAAAGCCAUAGUAUAAACAAACAGCAUAAAAGCAAACCAAAGCAUAAAAGUAAUGUAGAUAGGAUUAAAAGGCUUGAACAGAAAAUAGGUAUUUGCUUACUCAUGAAAUUACAGGCGUUUUCAGGCAAUGCUCCCUGGGUACAGCAUUCUACAAUUGGAGGGCUAUCCACUCCAAUUGUAAGAAAAAUAAGUAGGUUGUUUUCUUUAGCCACCCGUUGCACCUCAGAUGAUGGGAGCACCUAUUGAAGAUCUUAGUGAAACAUAUGUAGCAUGGUACUAGUAACAAACAGGAAAUUGCAGCCUCUUCUAUAUAGAGUACAUAUGUUAGAUUGUGUUGGAGUCAUGUAUGUUUAGUAUGUUCUGGUCAUCUGUUUUCAGUCCUUUACUGAAAUUAGACAUAUAUUCCCAUCUGCUGAGAGUAGGUAGCCAGCUUGGGGAUGCAAGUUCAAAGGCAGAAAUAAUAAUUUUGAAACUUUUAUUAAUAGAAGUAAAGCAUUUGAGAUCAAAAAGGAAUCAAUUGCAUCAUUUUUUAGAACACUGAAAAAUAAUGCAUGUACAAAUGGUAGAAUAUCUAGAACAGAUGUGGAGAACCUUUGGGCCUCCAGGUGUUGCUGAACUAGAACUCUCAUCAACACUGCAAGCAUGACCAAUGGCUAAGGAUGAUGGAAGUAGUAGUUCAGCAACAUCUGGAGGGUGAAAGCUUCCCUACACCUAGUACAGAAGAAGAAAAUGAUUCAUAUUCUGGGAAUAUUUAUAGAUGAAAACUUACUGUCUGGCUCAUGUUAAAAUAGUUUAGCAGUGGAGGACCAAUGUCGGCUGCUCCUCACCUACACAUAAACAGUCUCUAGUGCGAACUUGGCUCUCCGCAUAUGCCCAUUUGACUUGUGAGCUCCCCCUGCUUUUUGAAGGGAUAAAGUCACAUUAAUAUGUCACCAUGCAAACUUAAGCAGAUGAGCCAGUUAUACAUGGAGGAGAGGGUGGUCUUGUGACACUCAUUCAUCAUUAUUCUGUUGCAGUGCCAUCUCAGCUGAAUGUAUGAGAAUUGGGCCCGCAUGCAAGAUAGAGUGUUGCUUUUCAAUGGUUCUGUACUGACACUUUCCACUUGGAAAUUAUAUACUAAGAAGAGUAGGUGAAUAGAGGAGAAGGCAAGAAUCAAAAGGCAACUUUUUCAUUUAUGUUUGGAAUGCUCUGAUAAAGAAAAACAUAGUAAAAUAUUUUUCCAAAAUUAUUAGGAAGUACAUUUCAUUAGUCCAUGGGGUCCCGAAGAGUCGGACACGACUAAACAACAACAACAACAUUCCAUUAAAUAUAAUUGUUUUUCUUAAUAUAUGUAAGAUAUUGGUCUCUAAUGGAUUAAAACAAAAUAAAAACUAGGCAAUAGCAAUCUUUUAGAAUUUACUUUGGAAAUUGGUAAGCCAGCGGAAGGAGUUCUAGUAUUUCAAAUUUCACAUCAUUUGGAAUUCAACAGUACUUAUGAAGGAGAGACCUAUUUUAUAGUUCUGUGAGACAUUUUAUGUGUAAAUCUAUAAUGGCAUAACUUGGCAUAACUUCUUGUAUACUAGAUGAUCGUAGGAUUGUUUGUUGUCACUUCUGUUUGUUCAAAAAGUUUAAAAAUCCCAGAAACUAUAGGUCAUGUCUUAAUUUAUAUGAAUGGUUUGAACAUCAGCAUAUUUCUAGAUUCUAAAUCCAACUGCAUCAGAAGGAAUUGGGGUUCCCCCUUGUAAAAUUCAAGCCUGGAAUAUUGUAUCUUAGCUGCACCAGAAGAGCAAGGCAUUCAGAAACAAGGCAAAAGAUGGAAGGGAUAGGUCAUGAAGGGACAAUAUGUCUAGAUCUAGUAAAGUAAAGUAUUUCCUAUUCAGUCAAGUGGAAACAAAUCCAGUCUUAAUAAAGCAUGUAGAUUAGUACCCUAAUACUCUAGGGCAGGGGUAGGCAAAGUGGUGCCCUCCAGACAUCGUUGAACUUCAGCUCCUAUUAGUCCCAACCAUUAUAGCCAAUGGUCAGGUUGAUGGGAGUUGCAGUCUGACAACAACUGGAGGGCACCACAUUGACUACUCCUGCUAUAGGGCUUCUGUGAAACACUGAAGGCAAAACCAAGUGGUUGGAUUUGAAGAUGGCUUCCUACUGUUUAUGGAAAGAUUGUCUUCCAUCUCACACUGGAAUGUUGUACAAAGAAAGUAAAAGUAAAUUCACCUGCUUGCACAAGAGCUUCUGCAGCCUCUUAGUGGAUGCAUCUGAACUGCUAUAGUAUAAACCAAGGGUGGGAUUCAACAUAUGAAUGAGUCUCAUCAGUGAAAGCCCCAUGCAAGGACUUCUGCUUGUGCAACAGGGCUCCCUCUCUCCAAAUUGGCUGAGGUGUGUUAGAGGGGAGCAUUCCAUCUGGCAAGACAAAUCAGAUUACUGUAUGGUGUUGAAUUCCUCCCCAUGCCUGUUAUUAUAUAUGAAUUUUUGUGGAAGCUGUUUUUCAAAUCUCUUGUUCAUGGUUCUUCGUAUCCAGUAUAUAAUAAUUUCAAAGAUGUAUAUCAAGCACCUUCCAUGCUGGAUAUAUUCCCUGAGCAGCUGGGCAGGAGCUGGGACCGAAAGACGGGAGCUCACCCCGCCGCGGGGAUUUGAACCGCCGACCAUGCAAUCGGCAAGUCCUAGGCACUGAGGUUUUACCCACAGCGCCACCCGCGUCCCUUUAGCCUAGAAAAUAAUACAAUAUUUCAAUACUGUAAUGUAACACCUAAAUACAAUAAUAAUAAAAUAAAAAAAAAUCAGUGGAGUGUAAUAAAUACGUUGGAAGAUUGGAAGGGUGUGUGUGAAAUAUUUGGUGCCAAAAUGACAUCAAAGUGAAUGCCAGGUGAGCCUGGGGAGAACAUUCCACAGGCAAGUUGGCAUGUGAACAGUGAACAGGCGGUUCUCUUUUUGUACUUGGUAGCCACAUGCCUUACUAUACAGCAUUGAAGCACAUGGGAAAGAGCCUCAGAUGCUGACCUUAGUGAUCAAGCAGACUGGUAAUGAGAAAAAGUGGUCCAGCAUGUUUGCUUGGGAGAAUAGAAAUAUGCAUUUCCUUCAGUAGUUUCCACUGCUUAGGGUAGCGUUCAUAGAAUUGUACGGAAGGAAGUUACACUUUCCCAUGUUAUGAGUUUGUCUGUGUUUGUGUAAUAUUUACAACAAAAUAAUAAUAAUAAGUUCAUUUUUGAAAUUGUAAUAAUCUUGUUACAAAUAUUUGUUGAAUCCUACUUAGUAGGAAUGUUUCAGUAGUAUCCAGAAGUAUUUCUAAGGAACAUGUCUCUUAAGCAUAUCAAUAGCUUUCUGGUCUAUGCCCCACCCCACCCCGCCCAGUAGCAGUUUUAUUUAAGCAAAUGAUAAUACAUUAUAGUCUCAAUAAUUAAUUAGCUUUUGUUGCCACUUCAAAGUCAUAGUGUGCUUUGAGAACACUUUUGUUAUCACCUGUCUAGUCACAGAGACUAAAUUAAUCUUUCUUGACAGGGGUUCUUUGGAAGGCACUUCUGGGCCAAUGCCUGUGAUUUGGCAACUCUUCUAGACAUCUUUUCACAAUAUAUUUAUUUCCCAAAAGUGUUUAUUGUUGUUUCACUCUCCUUCACAAUUUUGUUAGGAAUUCAUGUAAUAUCUAAAUUGACCAGUUUUCUGAAAGUGUAAAGUUCUGGAAGUGUUUACUUGUUUCUCAGCUGAUGACAGUCCUGCAAUAUGAAAUGGCAAUUCUGUUAUUUGCAAUUGUCUGGCAUAUAAGUGUUUCUGGAUGCUACCAGGAAUUGGAACAAAAUGGAAAUGCUACCUGAUCUGUUUGAGAUAAUGUUUGGGUAGUUAAUUUUAUUUUAAAAUAUAAUUUGUGACUUUUGAAAGAGUUAAAUGACUCUAAACACAUGAAGCUUCAACUCGAACAUCAACUGUUAUUUUUGAUUAAAUGUAGAAUAUAUAAAGAACUAAAGAUGUGGGAUCAAAGCGGACAGCCUUGGCAACAGUGGCCUUUGAAUCAGCAGCAAUGGAUGCAGUCAUUUCAGCACCAGCAAGAUCCAAGUAAGUGAAUAGCUGGAAAAAUGCUUUCAAGAUAAAAGCUAGCACAGCAAUUAGCAUUUUAGGAAUUUGACGAGGACAUGAUCUUUCACCUGCUACAGAAUUAAUCAAGCUAAUCUGUUCCAUAGUGCAGCAUGCAACUAACAUGUCCCACCAGUGCAAGGAUUCUCAUUAGCACAACAAAACUUUCUCCCUCUAUCUUCCACUGCGUGCACCCCACAGCCUCCCCAAAUCUGCAGAAAAUUGAGGGAACCCCUGUAAUAAAUUGGGGAGGCAAGGGAAGGCGAGAGGGUGAGAAUCCCAUUGCACAAGUGGAAAACCUUGUACAUGUAACACUAGGUUGAAUACAACUGUUAGUAUUUUAUUUGCUAUCUUUUGAUUUCUUGUAUGUUGACUUGAAGUAGGUUGGUUGACAAUUUGUUAUAGUGUUUUAAAACUAUUAUGGUCAGCACCAGCAGCCCUCAAUUAGAUCAGAAUGCACUAACUAAAGACCCAGGCUCUACUAGAAUACUUACAAUGAAUCCUACUUGGGUAACAUGGGUACACAAAAAUAAUAUUGCAACUUUCAGCCUUGAAAAUGAUAGUAAAUUUAGGUUGUCUGGCUGAAAAGUAUCCCCCCCCCCCCGAAAAAAAUUGCUUCUGGGAGAUGGGAGAAAGAAGAUAGGCUGCAAUUAAAAAUGGGCGCAUACCACAUCCAUUUAAAUCCAUCAGCAGUUUUCCCCUUGACUUCAGUGUGAUGCUGAUUUGAACCUUUUAGGCUGCAAGCCUUCAUGUAGACUGCUUAAAUCUUUAAAUCCCAUUAAAAUUGGCGUGUGUUCAGGAUUGCAGGGGUGCAGCCCAUUCCUACAUAUUCAGGAAUAAGUUUCACUAAAUCCAUUGAAGCUUACGUAUGCAUGCUAAAUAUGUAUGUGCAUUAUAGCAACUGGAGUAUUAGUACCAGUACAGGUUUCAUUCUCUGAAUACAGCUGACAAAUUCUGUUUAUUAGAUAUUUUUGAAAUGGAGGAUUGGAUGAAACUGUGAUAGGACAAUGAACUGUUUUGGUAGUCUUAAGGUGCAGUCUUAAGAAGGAAGUCCCACUGUGUUCACUGGGGCUCAUUUCUAUGUGUGUGUAUAUAGGAGGCGGUGGAAGACAGGAGUGCCUGGCGUGCUCUGGUCCAUGGGGUCACAAAGAGUCGGACAUGAUUAAAUGACUAAACAACAACAACAACAUAGGAUUACAGCCUAAAUCUAAUGAUUAUUUGCCUUAUUUGAAACAGAAAAUAGUCUUAGAUUAAUGCAUAUAAAUUAUGUGAAGGACACUUUUAAAAGGAAGCUUUUAAUAUACUUCCUAUGACAUGUGAAUAAGGUGCUGUUCUGAUAGGCUUGAUAAAUAUGUCUUCCUAAUUCUGCCAUGGAAAUCUGUACGUUGAAAAUCUAAUUUUAUUUCUAGGCCAAAUUGACUGGGCAGCAUUAGCUCAAGCAUGGAUUGCUCAGCGAGAAGCUUCAGGGCAGCAGAGUGUAGUGGAACAGCAAGGGAUGAUGCCAAAUGGCCAGGAGAUGACAGGCAUGGAGCCUGGUCCAAACAACCAUGGCAACUUUCAGGGUGAUCCAAACUUCAACAGAAUGUGGCAGCCAGGUUUGUUUUUUAAUACUUUCCUCUUUGCUUUUGGAUUCUAACACUGAUAUGCUCUAUCUUUCUAAGCCUGGAGCAUCCUUGGAAAAGGCAAGUUGACUGCAAGAUCCAAACCUCAUUGGCUUUGAAUUAUUUUCUCUGUUAAUGCACAGAAUGUAAAUUAGAGCAUAUAGUUCUGCCCUUUGUAGUGCUCUGUGAUACGCUCCUAGAUGCUGCCUUAAUCAGCCAGCUGUAGUCAGAUUCAGGUUCUGGUCAGAUAACAAUCUAUAGAUCAAAAUGUUUUCUAUUUCCUCACAGGCAUUUCAUACACAGACUUUCAUACCAGCAAGUCUGGUGCUUUUUCAGCAGUUGCUGCUGUUCUUCGUCUAUGCUUCAAAUGGGCUAACUUUAUUUGUUAAAAUGGUACAAAUGUACUUAUGGUACAUUGCUUAAUAUACACAAAGGAUUUUUCAGUUUCACAAACUCUUAAAUGUAUUUCAAAUUAGGCUGGUUAAAGGAUACAGUAUGGAAAUGUAUAGUUGAAAGUCGUCUCCGUCCCCCCCGUCCCCAGUUCUGCCUGUGUGCCUAGUACAGCUAUAUGCUAACGGAAAUGGUAAGCUACUUGGAUAAACUAGCCAAGAACAGUGUUCUUCCUCACUGGCUUGUUUCAUGAUCCUUUUUCAAGUCCACAACUAGCUCUUAGUAUGUUAUGGAUGAUGAAACACAAGAUCAUCCUGAUUUUGGUUGAUUUCAUGGUAUAUUUAGCCAGCAGACAAAAAUCAAGAAGGAAUAUCAGUGAUAGUCUGGACACAAACAAUGAAUGAUAGCUUUAUUAAGGUAUAUAUUUGUGUGUAUUUUACAUUAAAGAUUUUAUUUUGAAAGUCUCAAGAGAAGAAAUGGAAAGAAUGAGUUGUUAACAUUUUGAUUUUAAAUCCAAACAGACUGGAGCGUGCCCCACCAACCCCCUCAUCCACCUCCAGAGCAGCCAUGGAUUCCUCCAGCACCAGGCCCAAUGGAUAUUGUUCCUCCAUCGGAAGACAGCAACAGUCAGGACAGUGGGGAAUUUGCCCCUGACAACAGGCAUAUAUUUAGUCAGAAUAAUCACAACUUUGGGGGACCACCACCUGAUAACUUUGCAAUGGGCCCAGUGAACCAGUUUGACUAUCAGGUGAAACAUUUCUUGCUUAAAUAUUGUAAGCAUGCAGAGCCCAUUCCACGGAGUUGUGCCUCUAGUGCUGAUUUUCAACAGAAUCCACAAGUUUUAUUGUUUGCUCAGAUACAAUUUGUCAUCUGCAAACCACCUGCAUUGUGAACACCACUUUAUGAUUUGGUUGUUAAAACACCUCGUUUUCCAAUGCAAUAAGUUUUGUGUAAAAGAGAAAAAUAUGAAAGAAAACAAAAUGCUUAAAUACAUGAGCAAGUGUAUUCUGAGAAGGAACCGCCUGUUUAGAAAGAUAGCCUAGAUGAUUUAGUAUUUCUUUUCCACCUCUAGCCAGUUUGAUUUGAUUCAUAAAGGUGAAUUAUGCCCACAAUAUCAGUUUCCAAAAUGAAUUCUGCGCUCCUGCACACAACUAAGCUUCUCUGAAAUACUGUAAUUUAGAAGUGUAGAACUGGCCAAAAUUAUAGCCAUUUACUCUGGUUGUGUUAUUUUUCCUGGGCAAGCGUCCCAGUAUGUGCAAGGAACACCUCUACCUGAAAAAGCAUCUCCAUUCAUUUUACUGGAAGUGUAUAUUUCUUUAGGUGUGUGGAUUGAAGUGAGCAGUGUGGACCGCUGUGCACAUUUAUCCUUUUGAGUCUGUGUGGGCUUUCUAGAUUAGGCUUUUCAGAGGAAGUGCCAAGUUCCAUUCAUUUCAGUGGCACUUAAACAAGCCUACACUUUUCUGAAUUGCUAUUAUAAACAGGGUGUCGAUGUUAUACAGUGUUAUAAAGUAUGAUAUAUGGCAGUCAAAUAUGAAGUUGUAAAUGAUUUUUUUAAGUAAACAUCAGUGGAGAAUGACUCUCUCAGUGCUCUUUCUUUUUCCUUUUUCACUUCUGUGUCAAAUCCCCACAUUCUUAUUAGAUGCAGAUAUUACAAGUUUUCCCCCCUGGCCUUUUUUAAUUGAAAAAAAUGCUGCAGACUUUAAUGUAAUUGUUAGAUUGGUCAGCUGAAGCUCUACACACAAAUAAAAAAGUACACAUUGAAUUUUUGGGACUGAGAUUGACGCAGAAAUUGCUAUGCAGAUUGUUCUCGCACAUAUCACAUUUAUAUAGUUUCCCUAGGCAGCUUACAAAAAUAUUAAAGUAUUAAAAUAUUAAAUUAAAAUGAAAUUAAACAGUAAGAGGCAGCCAAAAACCCACACCAUUCCUUAGAACAGAGAUAGCAUAAACUAAUUUACAACUCUCAUAACCAGGGGGCAAGUAUGAUUUAAAAAGAAAGAAAGUUAGAUGUUAUGUUUCUUUACUUUAUAUCCCAAACUAGCAGCUGGCUUACUGCAGCUACGGUGGCUUUCCUUUGAACUAUAAAUCAAGCUGAUAAUUGUAGUUGCAAUUAAUAUAAUUAAUUUAUCUACUUAAAUCUUCUCUUCCAACACCCAUCCAAUACGGAAGGGACUUGGAACUUUUCCAGUUUAUUUAUGUUGUGUUACAGUAAUGCAAAAUUCCUAUUUCUGAAUUCUGAAAUGAGAAGGACUAGUCAAUUUUCUUUUCUGAAACUGUCAAUUUCAGAGAAUAUAGGCUGUCCCUUAAAAUAUUAAAAGGGCUUCUAUUCAACUUUAGUAAGGUUCUUUCUACUGUGCAUUUUUGUGCAGACCAAAUAUUAAAGUUAGGAAAUGUGAAGCAUUGAUCUGAAAGAAAAUGAGCUUCGUUACUCUUUCAGCAUGGGGCUAAUUUUGGUCCACCUCAAGGUGGGUUUCAUCCACCUUACUGGCAGCCUGGACCACCAGGCCCUCCAGGUCCUCCAGCACCUCCUGCACCACCUCAGAAUCGAAGGGAGAGGCCAGCAUUCAGAGAUCGCCAGCGUUCACCUAUCACAUUACCUGCAAAACAGGAGACUCCUCAAAUCGGUAUGUCCUCAUCAUAUUAAUUUUAAUAAAUGUAGUGCCUUGGGCUGAACCAGCUCCUGUUAUCAGUACAGUACUAUCACAGCUUGAGCGUGCUGAUUUUGGAGCCCCAAUAGGAGAGAAAUUCUGAGAAAAUGCAUGGGCAGGAGAUUUCCCUUGCACCUAGCAGUUCAAAAGCACGCCAGUGCAAGUAGAUAAAUAGAUACCGCUGUGGUGGGAAGGUAAAAGGCGUUUCCAUGCACUCUGGUUUCUGUCACGGUGUUCUGUUGCGCCAGAAGCAGUUUAGUCAUGCUGGCCACAUGACCCAGAAAGCUGUCUGUGGACAAACGCCGGCUUCCUUGGCCUGAAAGCGAGAUGAGCACUGCAACCCCAUAGUCGUCUUUCACUGGACUUAGCUGUCCAGAGGUCCUUUACCUUAGCCACAUCCCAACUCCUAUUUUUGUGUUUGCCACCACAAUGUCUAGCUUAGCCUAGGAAGAGAAUUAGAAAGCUACAGUGGCUUUCUCCCCGUGAAACAUCCUUAAAACCUCAAACACAUCCAUUAUCUGAUGAGCUUAAAAUGAAAAUGAAUGGGUUCCUUUUUAAGAAACUACUUUUCUGUAUGAAUAUCUAGAUGCUGUUAAACGCCGAACUCUGCCUGCAUGGAUUCGUGAGGGCCUAGAGAAGAUGGAACGAGAAAAGCAAAAGAAGCUAGAGAAAGAGAGAAUGGAGCAGCAGCGUUCUCAGUUGUCUAAGAAAGAAAAAAAGGAAAAUGCUCACACAGGAGAAGAAGAUGGACCACGGUUACCUCAGAAAAGUAAAUUUGUAAGUGAAAAAGUUUAUUGCACUGACAGAACAGUUGUAAUAUGCUGCAUUGAAUUCUAACCCGUAUUUUAACCUAUUUCAUAACCCUUUUUUUAUAGGAUAGUGAUGAAGAAGAUGAAGAUCUUGAUAACGUAGAAGCUACAAGUAGUGGAAAAGUCAGUAGAAGUCCCUCUCCAGCUCCUCAAGAGGAGCAAAGUGAACCAGAAAUGACAGAGGAAGAAAAGGAGUAUCAGAUGGUAUGGAGGAGUUUGGGACCAUUUCAUUGGCCAUGCCUGUAUGAGCUUGCUUAUUAGUAGGGCUGCCAUUCUAUUUAAAGAAAUCAUAGUUGGUUUAUCAAAUAAUGCUGAUUUAAUUAAUUUUUGUUAAAAUUCAUUUGACUAAAAUAAUAGUUUGCAGAAAACUGUUUUUAGAUCGUGUACAUGUAUUUUGCAGCAAGUGCAAUUUUAGAGAGGCAUUCCCUCCUUUACAUAAUUGAAGGGGUGCCUCUUUAAAGAUGGUGUCUGUCACCUGUUUAUGCUUACUUAAAAAACAUUUUUUAAAUUAAGCAAGGAUUCCUUUUUGAGUUGAAUAAAAACAACUUUAAUCAACCUGUCCUUAAUUGGUUAAAAUUUGCACUCUUAGUUAUUAGGAAAAGCUGUUCCCCUUGGCCUAAGCUAGAGAAAGCUAGCAAGUCCGUUAGCAAGCAAGUUCUCUGUGCCUCCGCUAGUGCUUCCACUAGUAGCUAUUAAGGCAAGAACGAAAUGGUUGUAUGCACAGCCUAAUAUGAUGACAGUCAACUCCAACUUUAAAGCCACACAACCAGCAUCAGCAUUUAACUACACAUAUGACCGGCUUGAGAAAGGACAUAGAACCAAAUUUGGGCAAAAAAAGUGGACAUUUUGUAAAGUUAUGGGCUAGAGCGACACUGGAUAUCAAUAAUAUGGUGCUGAUAUAAGAUGCAUGGCAAGGGGAGAGAAUGGCUAGAGUCAAGUUAGGUACACAUAACAUACCCAAAGGUUUAUAAAUGCUUGAGCAGACUUUAGAUAAUUCAAGCUCUUGAUUUAUAGGACCAACAGAUUCCUAUAAGGAUCUGGAUUCUCUUACUGAGAAGAAAAGAUGUAUGUGAAAUGUGAUUGUAGCACUCUUCUCUCCCAAACUCUGUUUCCAUCUGCUUUCAUUACUUGACUACACAUCACUGAAUGCAAAGGUGAACUGCUGUGCAUACUGAACAAAUAGGUACAUUUUAAAGUACGUUGCUUGUGGUUGAACAUGUAAGCAGUUGCAUAGUGUGAGCCCAAUGCUUUCUUCAGCAGUUCCAAGAAAUCCUGGAUAGUGGAACCAUUAUGCUUCCUAACCUGAAUAACUGAAUAGAAUUGCAAGAGUUUGCUGAGAAUUGUGUUUGAACUGGGGAUUUUUAUUUAUAAUUGUUUAGAUGUUGCUGACAAAAAUGCUGCUGACAGAAAUUCUCCUAGAUGUCACAAAUGAAGAAAUAUAUUACGUGGCUAAAGAUGCCCAUCGUAAAGCAAUAAAAGGUAUGCUUAGGCUUUCUAGUACUUUAAUUAAAUAUCCUUUUGCAUGUCCUAGAACAUUUAAAUCCAUAGUAUCUGUACCUAAAAGCAGUCUGUAUGUUAAGGAAGAAAAGUUGCAAAAAUUCAGUUGUAAUAAUCAUAUACUAUUGUCCUGUGCAGUGUAUUGUUCUGUGCAGUGUAUUGUGAGUUAACUUCAGUUAUUCCAUUUCUUUCCUAUAGAAUGUCAUUUAUUUAUUUUAAAUGUUUCCAUAUUUUAGAUAAUUCUAGUUCAAAUUUAGCUGAGUAAAGCUUAGGGCAUACUUGAAUUAUGAAUGAUUUUGCUUUCACUGUUAGCCAGCUAUUUUCUUUUUACGAAAAUAGGCAACUUUAUUCCAUAUAGUUGUGAGUAAAUAAUUAUAUACAGUUCUGUCUACAGAUGAAAUUUAUUAACUUGGAAAUGUAUAACUAUAAGAAACUGAUCUAUCCACUAUUAAUUCACAGUUUAAAUUUCUAAACAUUCGUGGCCAGAAAAUAACUGGGUUUUCAAUGGAUUACGUUUUUAAUGUUUUUUCUCUCCUCCACAAAACAGCAAUAGUAGUAGAUUUAACAAUACCAUAGACUCUCAUGCCUAUGAAAUCGUGGCUAUUUGUGUUAACAUGUUGUUCCUGUUGUUGAUGUGAUACAAAGCUCCUGCAAAACAGCUGGCACAGUCCAGUGCAUUGGCUUCCCUUACUGGACUUGGUAAGUAUGUUCCCAGUUUUGAGAGGGACUUAAUGGGGAGAUUGCUCUGGCUUGCAUUUCUAAAUAUGUAUUGAAACUGCCCAACAUGCAAUAGGCAAGCAUCUGAUAACUUUUGUGUUUCUUAGAAAGGGCUUAUCUUGCAAAUAAACCUAUUGAAAUACACAAAAUUGUACAGUGGUGUUAUUUCCAUUGUAAGCAUAAUGUAAGCCUGUCCUGUAAAUGAAAUGUUUUGCACCAGAUAGCUACUACAGUAUCUAAAUAAAGUGAAUUUGGAGGAAUUUUUCUCCUGUUUUUAAUUCAGCUAUUAGUGUGUGCUUUGAUAAGAGAAACCCAUAAAAAUCUACAGUUUUGUCCUGCCAGCAAUCCACACAACAAAUGUAUGUUUUGAGUUCUCAUAGCCAGCAGUUAGUGUAAUAUUGGGAUAUGCUGGAUAUGAAAUUCAGAAUUACAUUCUGAGAUGUAAUAGUUUUUUUAAAAAUGUUUGAAAUAUCAGUGUAACAUUAUACAAUUUUAGUAACUUGUUAUAUUAAAUAUUUUUACUACUAGUAACAAAUUCUUACACGUUAGCUUAAAUGUAUUAGUCAACUAAUACUGAAGAGAACAUAAAAAGAAAGUAAGAAUGCUUCUGUAUCAGAUGUUCAGUAUUACUUUCUGCUAGUCUUGUUAGUUUUUCCAGAUCUAUCUUUUGGGGGAAGAGAAGUCCAUUCCUAUUUCAUACCUGUACCUCUUUAAUGUACAGUCUUUUCUGAACAGUAGAAAACUGAUUGGCAUUUGGGACUUUUUAAAGCCCUGGAUAUUGAAGCUGGCUGAAAUCAUUGCAAAGAUGUCUUCAGGGACAGGUCUUAGGCACUGCACUCCUGUGUAUAUGCUCUUGCUGAUGUACACUAAGCAUUUGGUACUGGCUCUGUAAAGAGCUUUUUUACCCAUAUACUUAACGGGAAAGUAUGUAACCAUAGCGAUUGCUUGCUGGAAAACAUGGCAAGCUAUUCCGGAAGAAGUAAAACCAGAUACUGAACAGCAGGUCAAAUGUGUGGGCCUUGAACAUCCAGUCAACCACCUUUGGCACUUCCUCCAGAAUAAGUGGCUUCUUCAGUGAAGAAGUGAAAGAUGGGCAAUAUACUCUCCUCUUUGCCCUGCAGAAAUAUUAAGAACCAGGAUUAAUCUUCCCUCGUGAUAGACUAGGCUUUAUGCACGCAGGUGGACUGGGUGGUUAUGGAUCAGGAGACAGUGACGAUGAGAGGAGCGACAGAGGCUCUGAGUCAUCCGAUACUGAUGACGAGGAACUGCGACACAGAAUCAGGCAAAAACAAGAAGCAUUUUGGAGAAAGGAGAGAGAACAGCAGCUAUUGCUAGAGAAACAGCUGGAAGGUAGGAUGUGUGUUUGGUUCAGAAUUGACGACAGCAGCAGUGGUUUCCAACCUCUCAGACUUAUGUGCCAGCUUGUACCCUAACUUGCAACCUGGGAGCCAAGCGCAGAAUAAUGCACCAUGUACACAAGCCUGAGCUAUAGAGUACAUUACAGGUAACUGAGGAAUUUGGGGUUUUCUCUGUGCUUUGAUACUGGUUCACAACUCCAAAUAGUUUUAUCUUUAGGUGACCUCACCUCUGUCAAUAACACAGAUAGUAAAAUUUCAUAAGCAGAGGCCUUGGCCAUUGUAAUUCCUAAGAUCUACCUGUUAAGAGUUGGAUACACAAGGACUGGCUCACAUCCAGAAUUUAACAAGUAAAGAAUCUGCUAGAAUCUUUGGAUAGAAUAGAGGCAGAAUUAGCUAUAGCAUGAAGAAAUCCUUGGGGAAAGGAACACACUUUCCAGAGUACAGAGAUUCCAGGAGCACACAUAUUACAAAGAUUCCUCUGAAUUCAAUGAGACUGCCAGUUUACAGUUGCCCAUGGCAACAGAGAUAUUUCAUAGAUAUUUAUUGUUAUUAUUGUUUAGGUUCCAUUUAUAUACUUGCUUCAAAACCAUAUUAAAAAGUGAAUUGUUGAUGAUUAACAGCCGAAUCUAAUUCAUAUUCACUUGUAAAUAAGCUCCAUUGACUUUCAAAUAGCUACAGAAAAGAAGUAAUAUAAAAGAAGUAAUGUUAUACCAAUCUGCCUUGUUGAUACACUGGCCAUUAGUGGACGAUAGGGAGAGAUUUCUUGUAUCUCUGCCAUCUAGCUUGGCAUGAUUUUUGUAUUUGUUUCUUUUAUCCACUUACUUUUGCAGAAGAAAAGCUCCAGAAUGAGAAAAUUGCUAAAGAGAUGAGUGAACUCACCAGUAAAGAGCAAAACAGCAGUUCACCACCAGAGGAUGCAAAAGAAGAGGUGGAGGCGGAUGUGUUCAGUGAAAAGAAAAAAUCUCCAAAGCAAAUGACACCAGAUGCUGAACCCAAAAAAGAGGUUAAAGAAAAAGAGAGAAUAGGGAGGAGUAGGUCAAAAAGUUCAAGCAGUGGUAGUUCGAGUGCCAACAGCAGAAGUAGCAGCAGCAGUAGCAGCAGCACAGCCUCUAGUUCAUCCUAUAGCAGUAGCUCUGGCAGCAGUCGCAGCUCUUCACAUUCUUCUUCCCCUAAAAGGAAAAAGAGGCGUAGCCACAGUAGAUCACCUUCACAUAAGGUUAGGCGCAGCAGAAGCAGGAGCUAUUCUCACAGAAACAGGAGAGAGAGGAGCAGGAGUAGGGGCAAGGUAAGAGAAAGGCGGAGAUCUAGUAGACAUAGGAGUGCAGACAGGGGGGAGAGGAGGCGAAAUCGUAGUCCUUCCCAUGACCGAAACUGGGAGAGGCGUAGAAGUGAUAGUCACUCCAGGGAUAGACUUGCUAGCCUUUCCACUCGUAGUGGGAGUCGAGAUAGGCGUAAAAGUGAGGACCAGCGUAGAAGUGAAAGUGGAAACAGGCACAAACACAGCCACGAUAGUAAAGUUCAGGAGAGGAAAAAGGAACGCAGCAGGAGCCUAGAAAAAGACAAGAAAAAGAACAGAGAGAGGGAGAGAGACCAGGAGAAGCGCAAAGAGAAACAGAGAAAAGAAGAAAAAGACAGUAAAGCUGGCAAUCAUGAUGAGAGAUUAAAGAGGAAAAGAGAUAGUGAAAGAACGGUCUCUCGUAGCGAUUCAGUUUCCUCAAAAACAUUAAGGCAUGAUUCUAGGCAGGAAAGCAAGAAAAGUUCUACCAAAGAGAGCAAAAAGCACUCAGGUUCGGAAUCUAGCACAAGGAGCAGUUCUGAGUCACCAGGCAGCAGCAAAGAAAAGAAGUCUAAGAAAGCAAAGCAUAGUCGGUCGCGGUCCGUGGAGAAAUCUCAAAGGUCUGGUAAGAAGGCAAGCCGCAAACACAAGUCUAAAUCACGAUCAAGGUAGUAUUCUUUUAAGUAUCUUGCUUGAUUUAUGCAUUUAUUUCUGUUUUUGUUCAUCAUCGUGCCUGCAACUAUAUAUUUUACAAGUUAAGCUAACUUCUUUAGAUUAUUCUCGGGGGGGUGGGGGUGGGGGCGGAUGGGAAUGACUUUGAUAGCAUUUAUUUCCAACUAAGAAAAUUUAAGUUUUUAAGCCUAACGUGUGUGUUUUUUGAUAGUUCUUUUCCCCUUUAAUUUCCCUCCCUUUCUCUUUAUUUUUCAGAUCAAUGACUCCUCCACGUCGUAAACGCUGAGGAAUGAUAUGGCACUAGUCAUACGAUUUAAAAAUUCCAUGAGUUUUUAAGGGCUUGUCUCAUUAUAGAGGCUCAUUAUAGAGGCUACAGUUGUGGCUGUGUAGGUGAAAGCUGAACCCUCCUUUUUAAAAAAAUAAUCUGUAAAUAGCUGUAUUUUUUGGGAAACGCUGCUCGGAGUUAAGUACUUGCUAGGAUUUCUUUGUAUUUACAUUUUUCCUUAGUAGUGCUUACUAAGACUAUGAAAUAUGCCAUUCUCUUUCAGCUGUAAUGUUCUUAAAAUUGCUAUUGAAUGUACUGUGAUGUCAAUAAAGUUCUUUAGUUCAUUUUUUGUUUAAA
Molecule: messenger RNA, 18378 nt
Organism: Podarcis lilfordi (Lilford's wall lizard)
Lineage: Eukaryota; Metazoa; Chordata; Lepidosauria; Squamata; Lacertidae
Source: the annotation of a GenBank genome assembly